Zasmidium cellare ATCC 36951 is the source of this 1524-nucleotide messenger RNA. RefSeq lists its product as uncharacterized. Lineage: Eukaryota; Fungi; Ascomycota; Dothideomycetes; Mycosphaerellales; Mycosphaerellaceae. Bases 1 to 1524 code for a protein of 507 amino acids. Gene Ontology annotation, molecular function: oxidoreductase activity, acting on paired donors, with incorporation or reduction of molecular oxygen; monooxygenase activity; iron ion binding. The record is from RefSeq and is a predicted model, not a curated record. The transcript is spliced from 7 exons.
AUGACGUCGACACAGGAUAGCUGGCUGCAAGAUGCCACCCGCUUCAGCAGCAUUCCCCUUCUUGUCGGUGUCACCGGCUUGCUGAUCGCCUUACUCGCAAAUGUUGCCUACAAGCUGUUCUUCCACCCACUGCGAGAAUACCCGGGCCCGCUGUUGUGGCGCCUCACAAGUCUCCCGUCCGACUACCACUCGUUCAACGGCACCUUGGUCUUCAAGCUACGAGAGAUUCACCUCAAGUACGGCGAGUCAGUUCGGAUUAGUCCUAACGAGUUGAGCUUCACACAAUCAAGAGCUUGGAAAGACAUCUACGCGGCAAGAAACCCAGAGUUUCCGAAGGACCAUCGAAGGACCGCGUUGUCUCCCAAUGGCUACUACAGCAUUCUCAACGCGCCCAAGGAUGAACAUGCGAGGUUCCGCAGACUGCUGGCUCAUGCAUUCUCCGAAAAGGGAUUGCGCGAACAAGAGCCACGCAUUAGGCAAUAUAUGGACUUGCUGGUCGAUCGCUUGAACGAAUGUGUCCGAUCAGGACAUGCUACGAACAUGGUAGACUGGUAUACGUCCUGUGUAUUCGAUGUCAUUGGAGAUCUGAGCUGGGGCGAAUCCUUCGGCGGGCUGGAGAAUCGAGAAGUCCACGAAUGGGUACCAGCGGUAAUGGGCAACACACGCUAUGUCUUCCGGGCAUCGGCCUUGACACGAUGGGGCCUUGGAAACUUCAAGAACUGGCUAGUAGACAACAAGACACUCGAAUCGCGCAAGAAGAACUUUGCUCUCGCUGCACAGAAAGCUGAGAAGCGAGCUGCCCAAAAAGGCGAAUCUCGAGGAGACUUCUGGGACAGGGUCUUGAUCAAAUCAGCGGAUGACAACUCCAGUGGUGAAGGUAUGGUAAAGGAAGAGAUGGUGAACAACGCUGCCGUUCUGGUUCUGGGAGGUGCAGAGACAAGCGCGUCAACUUUGUCCGCCACUACGUACUUGUUGCUUAAGAACCCAGAGGUUAUGAAGAAGCUCGUAGAGGAGACCAGGUCUACUUUCAAGUCAAGCGACGACAUCGAUGUGUACUCUGUCAACCGCCUUCCUUACCAAUUUGCCGUCCUCGAGGAGACAAUGCGUUUCUAUCCACCAGUGCCGGAUCAAGCCCAACGCAUUCCACCGGCGGGCGGUGGUGUCGUUAACGACAAGUUCAUCCCUGAAUGGACAACUCUCCACGUCCCACAAAUGGCGGUAAAUUUCAUGCCCCAGAACUUCCACCGUGCAUGGGACUUCGUUCCCGAACGCUGGCUCGACGAUGCUCCAGCAGAGUUCGCCAACGACGACAAAGCUGCCUUCCAGCCCUUCACUAUCGGCAACAGGAACUGCAUCGGCAGGAAUCUGGCGUAUGCUGAGAUGCGGUUGGUUCUGGCCAAGGUCAUCUACAACUUCGAUAUGGAGCUCGAUGAGAAGGCGACGGGCAAUUGGUGGGAUCAGAGGGCUUGGGGUGUGUGGAGCAAGGGUCCUCUCAUGGUGAAGUUGACGGCUGCGAAGCACUGA